AUGGCUGACAAGCCCCAAAAGCUGUUCAAGGUGUCCGAGGUUUCUCUGAAUAUGAGCCUCUGCGGUCUCGCAGUCAUUCUGUUGUGUGUCCUGGCGGUGACAUCAGCCCAGAGAAGGCACGGAGGGUUCCCUGGUGGAUUUCCUGGAGGCUUCACCACACCUCCACCCGCCACCUGUAGGCGCUGGUGCGAAACUCCAGAGAGGGGUUUUUACUGUUGUGAGCCGGUGUAUAAACCCGAGAGGCCCGUGGGCACCAAGCCACUUGACUGCCCACGAGUCCGUGACACCUGCCCACCGGUACGUACUCUUCAGGAGCGAGGACCAGUACCUUGUUCUAGCGACUUCAGGUGCGGCGGCUUUGACAAGUGCUGCUUCGACAGGUGUCUGGGACGACACGUGUGCAAGCCACCUUCCUUCGGCUGAAAAGUAA
This is a messenger RNA of Penaeus chinensis, 430 nucleotides long. RefSeq lists its product as uncharacterized. The transcript has 2 exons. Gene Ontology annotation, cellular component: extracellular region. Bases 1 to 423 code for a protein of 140 amino acids. Lineage: Eukaryota; Metazoa; Arthropoda; Malacostraca; Decapoda; Penaeidae. Gene Ontology annotation, molecular function: peptidase inhibitor activity. The record is from RefSeq and is a predicted model, not a curated record.